UCCACGCUAUAAAACAGAUCUCUACAGUAGCCCUCGACUACCUAAAUAUCAAUUAUAUUAAUAUCUAAAAUGUUUUCGGGUUUGUCCGCUGAUUGCGCCCGUAUGGGGUUUGUUUUUCAAUGGGAUCCAGCGAGGUAAGAGGUAAGAAAGAGAGAGCGGGCGGCAAAAACCAAAGCAAGACAUUCAAUUACACAGAUUGCGGGUGACAUAGUGGCGGGGCCUAGAUAAGAUUCGUGAAUACAGGGUGCCCUUUAGGCCAUUUAAUAGGGCGCGGAGUGAUUUCGACACUCAAAUCGCUGGUGCAUCCUGUAUAGUUUAUCAAUUUUAAAGAGGUUGCCAAUGCUCGACUAGAACUGUUUGUCCAAAUCAUAUAUAAUCAGUUAAACGCCAGAUUUUGAGCACGCCAGUUAGCAGGAGAAUCAAGUUGUUGAGCAGUCACAAUUUCGAUUACACAAUUUCAAGUAGCCACGAAAUUUGCGCAUUCCACAAAUCACACAGUGCGAGAGUGAGAGAGGGAGAAAUGUUGAUGCUGCAACGUAUCCAUCAGUUACUCUUAUACGCCUUCUGUCUGCUGGCCCUCGUUGUGUUCUGUGCUCCGGCACCGAGUGAAUCACGACGCGUGAUCUUCAUGGCACCCCCGGGCAUUCAUCGGGGACAAAUACUGGCCACACAUGGCCUGGAGAAGCCCUGCCAGAAAUGCCAUAUGCGAGAUCAUCGUGGCAAUUGUCGGCGCAUCAUUUCAUAUAGUUCCGAUGGCGCAAAGUGUUGACAUGAAGGUCGGAGACUAUCAACCCGAAUCUCUAUCAGAAACCUACCACAACAAAAGCGCAUCAUUAAUCGACUAUUUAUUCGCUUUCGAUAAAUUAUUUAUUACAUUUUAGUUUCACACCAAUUUUUAUGUGUCUCGUAAUUAAAUUAUGACAUUUUGCAAGCAUUUUAAAUUGCUUUGCUUCCUAAAUUUGCUUCGUUUUUUUUGUUUAACGGUCUCCAGAAAUUACUACAAAAGUGUAUUUAUUAUCUUGCCAAGUUAAGAUUGUGAAAGUGAUUGUGCCUGACAAUUAGAAGUGCUCAUAUAUCCGGCUCAAUACCAAAUUGAGUUAACAGACAUACUGAUUUAUCUCUGUUGCCAUAACACUCGGCAGAAAUUGGUAUUAAACGCAUUAAACGUGUAAAAGUGCCAGAGAUUCAAAUAUAAAAGAAUAUAAAUUACUUAAUAACUUAAUGCUAUUAAAAAUAUAAAUAAGACACAAGAUUCGGACAUUCAAGAGACACUACUUAUUUAAUAGUUUAUGGUCAAUUUUUUUUUUAUUAAUUUAUUAUUUGUGUUAUGAACAAUUAAAUGAACUUUUAGCUCAGUCAUGGACUAGAGCAAAAUUCAGAAUCAUGUGCUAUUUUAAUGAAUCAUUUGUUAUAUACUUGACCUUAUACUUAAAUUGAAAUAAAUGUUGAAAUGU
Molecule: messenger RNA, 1454 nt
Organism: Drosophila albomicans
Lineage: Eukaryota; Metazoa; Arthropoda; Insecta; Diptera; Drosophilidae
Exons: 2
Coding region: 521-769 (82 amino acids)
Source: RefSeq, a predicted model, not a curated record